GUUUGUCUUCGACCUUGACGUGCAAAAUACCUCGACGCACAUUAUUCACUCUUCCAAGAAAGUCUUCAUACCAUGGAAUCGAGAGCCAUUAACUUUGGCGCAGGUCCAUCUGCUCUGCCCGUCGCUGUGCUUCAGGAAGCCACCAAAGGUCUCCUGAAUUUCAACGGAACUGGCAUCGGUAUCGCUGAGAUUUCGCAUCGCUCCAAAGAGUUCACGGCGUAUCUACAAGGCGUCGAACAAAAUAUCAGAAAACUUCUCGACGUCCAGCCCACACACUCCAUCUUGUUCACUCAGGGGGGUGGGUCCACGCAGUUCUCAGCCGUCGUGCUGAACAUGCUGGCGCGACACCGCCUCCUCCACCCUCAACUGACAGACGAAGACCGAGUACUGGAUUAUGUUGUUACAGGGUCCUGGAGCAAAAAGGCAGCUGAGGAGGCUAGGCGCAUGGGAGGGAGCACCGUUAACAUUGCAGCCGAUUCUCGCAAAUACUCUCAAGACCAGAAAUCCUUUGACAACAUCCCACCUGCAGAUGCGUAUUCCUUCUCAAAUGACCCAGCUCUCAUUUACUACUGCGCCAAUGAGACCGUCGACGGCGUGGAGUUCUCGGCUGAGGAAACUUCACCAGCCUCUUUUCCCUUCCAUCUUCUUCCAAAAAAUGCACUUCUCCCACUUGUCGGGGAUUAUUCCUCCUCUUUCAUGUCAAGGGCAAUUCCCCAUCUUUCAGACCACGCUAUCAUAUAUGCUGGCGCGCAGAAAAACGUCGGCCCUGCAGGUCUCACCAUCUUAAUCGUCAGAAAUGAUUGUAUCGUUGACGUCGACGCCGCUGCGAGGCUCGGGGCGAUUCCAAUCCCAAUCUGUCUUGCGUACAAAACGCUUGCAGAUCAUAACAGCCUGUACAACACUCCCCCGGUACUCUCCAUCUACAUUACCGGUCUCGUUCUUGAGUACAUGCUCCAGCUAGGAGGGUUGGACUAUUACGCGAGCCUCACAAACCGUAAAUCGAAGAAGCUGUAUGAUGUGCUGAAAGAUGGUGAAACUAAAGGCAUCUUCAAAGGCAAAGUGAAGGAAGGCUCUGGUAGCCAGAUGAAUGUCGUCUUCGACGUCCUUGGCGAAGGGUUGUUAGCCAAGUUCAUUGCUGGUGCAGAGGAGCGAGGCAUGAAGGGUCUCAAAGGCCAUCGUUCCGUAGGAGGGGUCCGAGUGUCCAUAUAUAACGCCGUAACAGAAGAAGAGACAGACCAACUCAUUUCGUAUAUGGAACGGUUCGCAGGACAGCACGAAGUUGACAAGGAGUGAACAGAGCAUUAGGAAAAUCAUGGGUAAUUUGACGGUUCGGACUCGAGUUUAACGUGCAGCUAUCCACUUGUAUUACCCAACAACCAGAGCAUACGCCAGGCAUCAACUGCCAUGGAUGUUUUCGUGAUAAUUUGAUUCUGAAAACCUGAUCUAGCACAGACAGAAACAUUCACUAGGCGUAGUCGUCCUGACGAGGUUACUUAGGUCAAAGUCGUUUUCGGAGUCCAGUGUUUGCCUUUGUGUUCACAUGCUGUGUCCAUGUGAUCAUCGGAAAGCCCCUAUUUUCAUUGUCUCCUUCCUCACCAAUAUUAUGGAUACAAAGUUCGAAC
This is a messenger RNA of Suillus subalutaceus, 1622 nucleotides long. RefSeq names its product pyridoxal phosphate-dependent transferase. Gene Ontology annotation, molecular function: pyridoxal phosphate binding; O-phospho-L-serine:2-oxoglutarate transaminase activity. Gene Ontology annotation, cellular component: cytoplasm. Gene Ontology annotation, biological process: L-serine biosynthetic process. The coding region runs from base 73 to 1293 and encodes 406 amino acids. NCBI's taxonomy places the organism in Eukaryota, Fungi, Basidiomycota, Agaricomycetes, Boletales, Suillaceae. The transcript has 3 exons. The record is from RefSeq and is a predicted model, not a curated record.